This is a messenger RNA of Stylonychia lemnae, 11373 nucleotides long. The record is from the annotation of a GenBank genome assembly. NCBI's taxonomy places the organism in Eukaryota, Ciliophora, Spirotrichea, Sporadotrichida, Oxytrichidae.
AUGCAAUUAAAGCGAAAACGAAUUGGGCGGAUAAGCUAAGCUAAAUCUUUAGUAUUAGCUCUACUCCUCUCAAUCAUAAACAUCACAAAUGCAAACGAUGCUGGUAUUACACCUCUGAUCUCAGGAGUAGAUCUGUUUAGAAGAGGUGAUUACCUUGGAAUCACAGCAGCAUCUCUAGCAGGAGGUACAGAAAUUAUGUUUAAUGGCCAGGGCAUGUCGAUGACUGCUGAAAACAUUCAAGUAUUAUUCUAGAAAGACAAUGUCUUUGAAAAAUUAGGGCAAGCUGUUUCAAAGGACAACUCAUUCAAUUCAAACACUCACAAUGGAAAGCUCUAAUAUACUACACCCUCUCUAAUGACACUGACUGGAAAAUCUUACGAUAACCUAGACGAUGUAGAUUGGGUGACGUUUGACCUAUCAUUAAUUGAUAGCAAUCCAACAACUGGGAGAGUAAAUUCACUAUCUUGCUCUGAAAAUCCAGCCUAAAAUUGCCGUAUUACAAUGAGCAGAUCCUAUACUCCUGUACUAUAUUACAUGCAACCAAGAGUUGUAUAUCAUGGUUCAGAGACAUCUUUCUACGUUGACCCAAAGGCUGCUCAGACCUAUAGACUUGCCACUGACCUACCUUUUGAAGAAGGAAGAAUCGAUGGAAAGACUCUCAACUUUGAGGAGUUUAUUACAGAAGAUACAGUUUUGUCUGCUUGGGCCAAGAACUCAAUCAGAGCCAACGUAUAUGAAGUGAAACCUAACCCUAGUGCCUCAGUUAAUCUUAAGUGGAGGGUUGGUAACAGUUUGUAAAAGGACAGCCAAAUGAUCUAAUGCGACAUCGCAAAUACAAAUUGUUAUAAGGUUAAAGUUGUUCCUGUCAUUAACUAGUUAAGCGCCUAAUCAGGCUACACAUCAGGUGGCCAAAUUUUGUAAAUCGAUGGAUAUGGUUUUGAAAGUAAUAACAUUAAUGUUAAAGUUGAUGGUGUUGAUUGCAAAGUAGUUACUCACUCGUUGAAAAGCCUUACUUGUAAAACUGGUGCUUAACCUUCACCGUCACCAGAUAGCUUCUUUGUUGGAUCUAAUGGUCUUAAGAGAAGCUUUUAUAACAUUACUGAUUAUAGUAUUGGAUAAUCAUGGAAUCGUCUUGUAGAUCUUAAUCUUUAAGAGACUACAGUUGCUCUAUCAUUUGAGACUCCUCGUAACUAGAGAGAUGGCUAUUCAGGUAAUAUCUUCAAGGGUUACUUCAAGCCACCAGUUACAGGUAGAUACAGAUUCUACAUGGCUUGUGACGAUUCUUGCUAACUUUUAAUGAAUGUUGAUGGAGCGAACACUAAAGAUCCAGCUGGAGCUAUUUAGCUUAUUUCAGCAGGAUAUGCUGCUUACAGAAGCUAUCUAAACCCUGGUGAUGACAAAAGAGUAACUAAUUGGCUUACUCUUUCCUCUGAUACCUACUACUAUAUUGAAGGUCGCCAUCUCUAAUACUCAGGAGGAGAUGAAAUGGUUGUCUCAGUUGAAAUAGAUACCCAAGUGCCAGGACAUUAAAACUCUAUGAAAGAAAUUCAAAGACUGAGAAUAAAUCCAGAAAAUAUCAGAGAACAACACAAGCUCAUUGUUAGAAAUCCUGAUACUGGUUCUUAUAAAAUAGGAUUAGUAGUUCCAGGUUCAACUACUCCUUACGUUGCAUAGAUUAUCACUAGAGCUUCAGCAGAUCAAGUAAGAAAUGCUCUAAACUCUUACUGGUAAUAAAAUUUUGGCAGUACAAUUUCAGUUACUCUCGUCAUGCAGGAUGCUGAUGGCAACGAGGUUUAAAAUGUCCUUAAUUCUGUUAUUAACACUUACACUAUCACUGUUAACAAAGCAUAAGCCACUGAUAGUCUUACAUAAUAACCAUCAUUUUAACGUGAAGGAACUGCUGCAAGUGUUUCCUUCUAAAAAGUGACUUAAAAGUCCUCUUAACAGCUCUCUGGCAACUUCGUCAUCAAAUGCUCACAUCUAAAUGAUACAUUUGGUGCUACUGUUGAUAUCCCAGUCUCUUACUUACCAUAUCAGAUUUAAGCAGCUAUUGAGUAAGCUUGUCCAGUAUACAAAGACAAGAUUAACGUCUGGGAUGGUACAGCCUAUAGCUACUACGUUGAUGGAAGAGAUAUCAUGAUCAGAUUCACUGACAUUAACAGAGACAUUCCCCAAUUUACUAUUGAAAGCUCACAAUCAAGUGUGAUUGUAGGUAAUAAUGUUAACUUCACAUUUGAGACCACUAAGUAGCAUGGCGAGUCUCUUUUCUACGAGCCUGUUCCAUUUGAAUUUAUCUAUACUCAAGAAGCUAAGCCAUAAGUACUCGUCUCAGUUGAUAACCUUCCAGCUGUUUGCUCAUCUCUUGACUGUGGAUAUACUUACGUAGCUCCAACUGGUGAGAUUACUCAAUUCACUCUUGAUGGAUUGCAAUUAACUAUAGAUGGCACAAAUCUCCCAGCUUCGGCAAGCAUCAAAACAAUUCAAUUCUCUAAUGUUAAUUGCGCAGUUCAAUCAGUCUCAAGCACUCAGGUAGUAUGUACCCUACCCUCUAAAGUAGCAGGUACAUGGGGACCACUCCUUACAGAUAAUAUGGGUCUUAUCCCAGUUUCUACUGCUAGAAGAAACAGAUUCCUUGCAGCAGCCUCAGUCACAGUACCACUCGUUGUUUCAAGUGCUACUCCUAGCACUGGUGUCAAUCCUAAUGGAGGCAGUAAGCUUACAAUCGGAGGUCAAAAUUUCCCAACUUCAUUGAAGGAUGGCAGCACUAUCUCAAUAACUUUCACUGACACUUAAUCUUGCACACUUCACAGCUCAACAGCAACUUCAAUUACUUGCAUUUUACCUAAAUUUGCUGCAGCAGGCAUUCAAGCUGUCUCUGUAACUGUAAAUGGGCAAAACGAUGCAACACAAACUAUUGAUGUCUCAACAAGCCCAGCCAGUCUGACUGCUCUUACACCACCAAAUGUUUCCCCAGUUCUUAAAUAGCAAAUUGUGAUUUAAGUUGACCCAUCUUUCAGUGGUACUCUUGACAUUGAUGAAUUAACAGUGACUCUUGUCAACACUGAUCCUACCAAUGCUCUUUCAAAGCAAAUUAACGUCGUAGCUGUUGAUGAUGUAGCCAAAACUAUCACAGUAAAGUAUGGAGGUAUCUACAGUGGUACCUAUAAAGUCAACGUUUUUUCUGAGACCUAUGGUAUGCUCGAAAACUCAGCUAUUCAACUUAAAGCAGUUGGAGAGGUCUUAAACUUCUCCCCAACCUCAGGUUCUAUUUAUGGAGGUACCUUAAUUACAAUUACUGGAAGAGUAUUCUCAACUGAUGCACUAGACAAUCCAGUUAAAAUUGGAACAACUGAUUGCCUUGUUUAAUCAUCGACAGCAAAUUAAAUAAUUUGCAGAACUCAACCAAGAGUUUCUAUUGAGGCUACAGAACCAUUAAUCGCCUUCCUUAAGACUUCUGAAGAAGCAGUCUGCAGUACUGGCAGCGACUGCACCUUCACCUGGUUAAAUGAUGAAUCAUCUUCAUUGCCUGUGCUAACUACAUUUAGCUCUAGUUCAGUGUCCUUUAAUACUGACAUUAACUAAUAUCAAAUUACUCUGGAAGGAACUGGAUUCCCAACUGUCAUUUCAGACGUUACAUUUAAAAUUGAUGGUCUUGCUUAAACUAUUGCUUCAGCUUCAGAAACACAGAUUGUUGUUACUAUUACUAAUAUGCUCUCUGCAAGUUCAAAUAACAUUGAGUUCUACCUUCCAUCAGGAACCCCCAGAGGUGCUGAUCUUUUAAGCAGUGUUGGAAUAACCUUGACACCAGUCAUUGUUUCUGUAUCACCAAGUACUGGAUCACCUGGAGGUUCAUUAUUGACAGCUGUUGUUAGGGGUCUUGGAAUCUCAUCGUCAACAGUAACUUUGUUCUCAGCAGGCACAGAUAUUUGUCUAUCCGCUAGCAUUACAGAGUACGGAGUCUUAAAAUGCGAGACAAAGGCACUUACCAUUGCAUCUGCUACUCUAUAAUUAAAGGUUAAGACUUUUACAUAUACUUGUGCUGCUCCAGCUGAAUGUGCCUAUCAAACAAGCACUUCAAUGCCAUCAAUUUCAUCUGUUUCUCUUGCUUCAGCUUCUACUCAAUUAGUAAUUACAGGUGCUAAUUUCUUUACUUCAGGAUAUACUGCAGCUGUUAAGUUCCAAGGUAUGACUGCAGAUUCAGCUACUAUUGAUUCAGACACACAAGUCACUGCAACUUGGACAAAUGGUGUACCUCUUGCUGCUACUGCAGUUGCUCCAUCACUAGUCUUCUCAAGUACUUCUUCAGCCUCAAUCAAGCAUACAGCAUCAACCACUUCAUCUACAACCAUUUAAAACGCCUUCGCUCAGACCACAAUUCAAUCAAAUGUUGAUUGUUCUUUUGCAGGUGGUUGUCUACUUUCAAUCAGUGCUCCAGGUCUUGCCUCAACACUCUCCUAAACUAAUAACUCUGUAAGAGUAUGUGAUUAGCCUUGCGUACUGGAUGCUGAUGAAUCUUCAAGCACUACCACGAAAUGCAGAGUUCCAAAGCUAUCAACUUCUUACUCUGUUACAAACUUCAAAAUUGAAGAGGAAAGCUAUGUAAUGGGAACUGUCUUCGCUUCAAAUUCAUCUGGAAAAGCCCCACUUACUGAUGAUGCUAACUAAACCCCCUAUAUCGACACAUCUUCCGCAUGCUACUUCGGUGCAUCAUUUGCAAAUGGUCACAUUGGCCAACUCUCUGAAGUUAAAUACUUCAUGCCUGUCUUUGUAAAGACCAACUAUGUAGAUAAAUUAAAGUUCCAAGGAUCAAAUGAUGGUGAAACAUAUACUGACAUCUUCACUGUUGGACAGGAAAUUCACGAAGGAUGGAACUAUUACAGCUAUAAGGAUAACAAUCUUAAGUAUAGAUACUACAAAUUCCAAGGUAAUGGUGUUGGCUCAUGCAGAGUUGGUGAAUUCAAAUUCAGAGGAGUUUAAACUAUUGAUAAUAGCGAUUCAAGCUAUAACUGUCCAGUAACUGUAAAUCUAUCAGGUCAAACUGCUACUACACUUACAGGAUCAGUUACAUACUCUGCUACCAAGACUCCAAAACUCACAGCCAUAACACCAAGAUAUGGUAAAGUUCAAGGAGGAGAGACUAUCACUUUCACUGGACAGUCCUUCUCAACUGUGAUAUCAGAUUACUCAAUCAAUAUUGAUAACAUUCCAUGUGCUGUCCAAACCGCUACAGCUACACAAGUCACUUGUCUCACUGGAAGCAGACCAGGCCUUUUCCCUACUCCAACUCUUGAAUUUAUUAUUGAAGGAUCAGGUAAUGUCGCUGCUCAAGGAAAAGUUUUUAGAUACGUUAAUUACUGGUCACUUAUUGACACAUGGGGUGGAGAAUUCUUGCCAAUUGAAGGUGAGUCUGUUUAUGUCCCAGCAGGACUCCAUCUCCUUGUAGAUGUUGACUCAACUCCAAUCUUGAACGCGCUUGUUGUUGAAGGCUCUCUUAUUUUCCCACCUAAUGCUAAUCCAGAUCAUCAUAGAACUUUUGAUGCUCACUAUAUUAUGCUAUAAGGAGGCUAUAUGGAAGUAGGAACCGAAGAAUUCCCUUAUACAUCAAAACUCACAAUCACCAUGCAUUCAGAUAAAGAAUCACCAGAACUUCCAAUCUAUGGUAACAAGUGUAUUGCUGUUAGAAAUGGUAUUCUUGACUUCCACGGAGUCCCAAGAACUCCAACCUGGACUAUGCUAAACUCUAUUGCUGAAAUUGGUGCAUCCACUAUAACUUUGAUCUAAGCUGUUGACUGGAAAGCUGGUGAAUAAAUAGUUAUAGCUCCAUCUGGCUAUGACAACAGAGAGGCUGAAGUUAGAACUAUCGUAUCAGUCAACAGAGCAAAUGUUGACAAACCAAUAAUUACUCUUGACAAACCACUUGAUUACAAGCAUUAUUCAAAUAUUGAGUACUACGAUGAUAAUUUCAUUGAGAUGAGAGCUGAGGUUGGUCUUAUUACCAGAAAUGUCGUAUAUAGAGGAGACCCAGAAACUUCAUCAAAGAAUCAGUUCGGUGCUCAUAUUAUGCUUCACUCAGCAGGAGACGAAUCAUUAAUUGGAAGAAUUGAAUAUAUUGAAUUGACAGACGUUGGACAAGCCUUCUAACUUGGAAGAUAUCCACUUCAUUUCCAUUUGAUCGGAACUGUUCACAACUCCUAUAUUAGAGGAAACUCAAUCCAUCAUACCUACAACAGAGCAGUUACAAUUCACGCUGUUCAUUAUCUAAGAGUCAUUAAUAAUGUUGCUUAUCAUACUAUGGGUCAUACUUUCUUUAUUGAAGAUGCAGUUGAAACUAAGAACUUGAUAUAAGGAAAUCUGGCAGUUUAAACAAUGGCUUCUAUGUCAUUAUUGAUUACUGAUCAGACCCCUGCCAGUUUCUGGAUCACUCACCCAGACAAUAUCUUCAAAGACAACCAUGCAGCUGGUUCAGACAGGUAUGGAUAUUGGUUUGACACUAAGCCUAACCCAAUGGGACCAUCAUUCACCCCAGAUAUCUGCCCUGAAAAUGCUCAACUUGGAGAAUUCAGCAAUAAUGUUGCUCAUUCAAAUGGCAAAUAUGGAUUGAGAAUAUUCCAUAAACUUAUUCCAAGACAAAAUCCAUGCAAACCACUUAUCUAUAAUGCAUCAAACACUGCAGAUCCAUAUCAUCUAAACCCUCUAGUCACUGCCUAUUUCUAUAACUUUACGAGUUGGAAAAAUAACAGAAAUGGAGCCAUCGCUGAGCAAGUAGGUGAUGUCAGAUUUGUGAACUUUAAAGUAGCUGAUAACUUAGUCGGAGGUAUUGAGUUCUCUUUAACUGGUGAUGUUGCAGAUGGCUAUGCUCAAAUCAUUGAUGCCCUUGUCAUUGGUCACUCUUAAAAUGCUGAAAAUAUCACUAUGCAUUCAUUCUUCCAUGGUAUUAUUACACCAAGAACAGAGAAUUUCACAGUCAAUGGAGCCAAGUUCUACAACUUUGAUCAACCAGGCCACGCCUGUUUCGGAUCUUGCUCUCAUUGUUUCCAUCCAGCAUCUACAGAUUCGGGAGCAAGAACUGUUACAUUUAAGAGAAUCCACUAUGAUACUCCAACUAUCCUAACAAAAAUUAGAUAUCAAUCACCUUUCAGAGACAUUUUCUAUGAUACUGAUGGUACUUUAACUGGAAAAGGAGUUAAUAGUUGGGCAACUCCUUAUUGGGCACAUAACGUUUAACCAGAGUGUGAAGUAUAAAAUGCCACUUUUGAUGGUAUCAUUUGUGACAAUAGAGUACAAAUCAGAAGACUAGCCCAUUAUAAUUUUGCUCCUGGUAUUUUUGAAAACAUGGAAUUCAAGUUAAUGAGAUUUGAUGAUGAACUUUACACAAACAAGACUGACUUUAUCGAUACUAGAGAUAAAAUUACAGACUAUAGUAUCGCUCCAUACAAGCCUAAGCUUGAUCCUACUAAAGGAUGGGCUAUGCCUUAUGUUACUGGACACAAAUACAAGGUCCAUUGGAGGUAUGGUCUUGAUUUCACUUAAAUGCAAGUAGAUCAGUCAAACAGAUGGUAACCCACAGACAAAAAUGUAUACCUUGUUUAUAACUUUACUGAUGUAAGAGCUAAAGUAGACUUCAUCUCCUUGAAUACUAAGAGUGAGAUAAUUGAAAAUACAACUUUGACUACUAAGGCACAAGCCUCUUGGGAAACUGGUGAUAAUGUGGUUUAUAAUGAUACUGCCGUCAGAGAAAUUCAUGUAGUGUAUAAUGGAAGAAAUUCCACCAAGUCCAAGAUUUUGAUGAAGGGCUACAGAUGUAUUGGCUCUUGCCUUUCAGCAAUUGAGGAAGUUGCAACUGAAAGUAACUUUAGAAGAUGGAGCGUUCCUGCUUCAUGGCCAAGUGGUAAAGUUCCAACUGCUGGAGAGUCUGUUGUUAUUGAAGCAGGAUGGAAUAUGCUCUAUGAUGUUGAAAAUGCUACUGGACCAAUUCUUAAUAUGCUAUAGAUCAAUGGCAAAUUGACAUUCGAUAAUGAAAAUGAUGUAGGAAAGAAUCUCUACUUGUAUGCUAAGUACAUAUUUGUAAGAGCUGGUGCUUUAGUAAUUGGAAACGAGACAAGACCAUUCAGAGGAUAAGCUACAAUUGUGCUUCAUGGUGAAAAAGCAAAUGAAUAAAUUGUGUAUGAUGAGGCUAUCGAAGCAGGAAACAAGAUUCUUGCAAACACUGGAAACAUUUCAAUAUAUGGUUUACCAAGAAAAAGGAUGACAAGACUUCUAGUUACAGCCUAAGCUGGAGCAAAGACAUUGACAGUAGAAGCAGGGCUAGGAUGGCAAGCAAAUGAAAGAAUCGUUCUGCCUCCAACAACUCUUAGAUUUAAUGACUCAGACUACGCCAUUAUCGAUUCUUAUGAUAACGCGACUGGUGCAUUAGUACUUAAAGCAGGGCUGAAAGCUUAUCAUUAUGGUGCUUCAACUUCAACUGGACCAAGCUACAAUGGAAUCGAUAUGAGAGGGGAAGUUCAUCUUUUAUCAAGAAAUGUUAAGAUUUAAGGAUAUGAUUCAGAAGCCUGGGGAUGCCAAGUAGUUACUAGUGAUUUCGUAGAGAUCACUGCUGUGGUUAGAAAAGGUCACACCUUUAUGGAUCAUGUUGAAAUAUAUAAUUGCUCAUAAUAUGACACCUACAAAGCAGCAAUUAGAUUCUAAGGCAAUGGAAACUCUUGGAGUGAGGUAUCCAACUCAGCAAUUUAUGGAGGAUGGGGUUAUGGAGCUUAAUUAGAAAAUGCCGCCAAUGUCAAGUUGACAAACAAUACCUUCUUUAGUUUUGUAAAGAGAGGCAUUAAUAUCGCUUCAAGUAAGAACAUUACCCUUGAUGGAAAUCAUGUUAUACACAUCACAGAGAGAACUUUCCUAGUUUUAGAUAUGGUCUUUGAGCCAACAGGUGCUAUCCUUGAGUGUACUGAGCCUGGUGAUUCAUGCUUUGAUAUAAGCAUUGUGAAUAACGUCGUAUCAGGAGCUGUAUUCACUGGAUUUGCAGCUUAUGCUCAUGCUUGUGAUGAUACUAAUCAAAGAGUAUUCAGGGACAAUAUAGCUCAUUCGAUUAGAGAUACUGGUGCAAUAAUUUUCUCUAACCUAUCAGAUUCUACUCAAAAAUCUUGCAUGGAAGCAUCAAGAUUUGCUGCCUACAAAUGUGGUCUUGAUGGAGCUGUAUCCUUCCAUGAUGGAGCCUCAAGUAAGGUUGUAUUCUCAAAGAUGACUUUCAUUGAUAAUGGCUUUGGAGGAACACCAAUGGUCGCAACUGAAGGAGAUAACCUUGAAGCUUAAGUUAAAGACUCAUUCUUCUACGGAGAAACUGAUGCUUAAGAUUGUUGGUUUGAAAAUGAAUGUAAAGUCAGAUAUCAUGAAGGAUGCUAGGAUAAAUCUGCUCUUUAAAUGGCAUAUUUCGCUAAGGCUGGCAAAGAUCCAUUACCUAAGGCAACUUCAAAGAUCCCUGUUCAUAAAAUAAAAGCAGAUGCUUCCUAUGGUGGAAAGACAACUUACACUAACUUGUAGUUCUUCAACUACAAGUCAUAAAAGACUUACUGUGGAAAGCAAUAGGUACUCUUUAAACUCAAUCAUUAUGCAGCUGAUUACAUUCCAAGAGCCAAAUUUAUAAAGCCCAGAUUUGAGAAUAUUCAUCAAGACGCUAUGGCUUAUCUUUUCACUCCUCCUGAUGUCUGGGCUAACCUUGAUGAUUGUGGAGAUUUCCCUUGUACUGCACCUAACAACGCACUAUUAUAAUUUGAGAGCUCUACAUAUGCUGGAACUCUUAAACCAACUAAUACAGACAAAAAUUUCCAAAUAUUGCCAGGAAACAAGCCAACUGUUUAAGGCUACAGCACAUGUAAGAGUCAAGAUGCUUGGAAUGGAUACUACUGCACAAAUGACAACCUAGGAGUUCUGCUUUUCGAAAACAUUGAUGAUGAUAAAAUGAAGAGAAUGAUCAGUCCCAUCUAUAUUGUCAACAAUGUCACAAACUCUAAAAAUACAUUAAAUACGUUUUAGGAUCACAUUUGGGAUGGUUUCUACACAGGUCAAUUGAGAUUGGCUAGAUGGCCCACUACUAUUGAGACAGGAUAAAUUGGUGGUGUAUUCAGAACUUAUGACAUUAGAUAUUCAGGAACUCCCCCAUCCAAUCAAAGAUUCAGUCUCUAUGCUGAUGAGUCAGCAGUCAUUCUUAGAAUUGACUAUACAAAGCCAGGUGCUUACAUAAUCACUGAUUUCAAAGGUAAAACCAUUGAAGCAAACAAAUGGAAUGAUAACCUAAAGCAGCUUGAUCCAAUUAGGGGACAAAAAUGUGGUGAAAAUAGAUACUUGGGCGUUUCUAAUAUCCUUGAGUUCUUCAUGACUGCUGGAUGUUCUUUAAUGAUUAAACCUAUAGAUUCUAUCAAGACCAAUAUCAGACUCGACUGGACUUUAGAUGCUUUCUACUCAGCUGGUGGUACCACUAAAUUUGUUGAUAGAGUUGCUGCCUCCCUCGGUAUCCAUGCUUCAUCUAUCAAAGUUGUUGCAGUAUAUAAAGGUUCAGUUAUUGUUGAUUUUAUAGUCGUUCCUACAGAUUCAAAAACAACAGCUACUUCAAUCUAAACCAGCAUUCAAAACACUAUUAAGGCUGAUCCAUCUGCCUUUGGUGCACCUGUUUUAGAUGCAUCUGCUGGUGGAACUCCUAUUAUUUCAAAUGGAUAGAUUGCUUCUGCGAAUAGUAAUAGUAAUACUAACACUAAUACAAAUACUAACACUAACACUAAUGGAGGUACUAUCACUGGAGGUAAUGAAGGAUCAACUACUCCAGUAAUUGACACUAAAAAUCCAAACAUCAUUGUAUAGUCAGGUGGCUCAUCUGGAAAUGAUGAUUAAUUAAAACUGAUAGUUAUUCUAGUAGUCAUUGUCGUUGUGAUUAUAGCUGGAAGUAUUGCAGGCUACUUCUUAUAUCAGAAACAUUAAAAUGCUAAGCAUAUUAAAGAUCUAACUAAGGUGAAUCCUAACUCAGGAUAUAAAGGAGCAUAGUAAUUAUAAAACAGUGUCAAUGAUCCAACUGUUAUUGGAGAUCCUGAUAUUUAUGAGCCUCAAUAUCACCCUAAAUCUACUAAUAUCUUUAGAGGUCAAAUCGAGAAGAUUAAUGAAGCAGAUGAAGUUAACAAUGAAACUCAAAACUAAGAGGAGCAUGAAGAGGAAAAUGGAGUUAACACUGAUCACAGUCACAUUAUAAAUAGAGGAAAAAACUAUGACUAAUCACCUCUAUCGCAGUCUAGACCCUCAAUUGAUAGUGAGUAUUAAUUUUCUAAGAAGAGAUCUUCCCUGAGACUUCAGAAUGAGAAUGACAUCAAGAAAGUCUACCAAAACAUAAACUAGUGA